AAGCCUCUGCCUUCAUUCGCUCGCAGAUUAGAGAGUUACAGUGACCAAAAAGCACCAGGCGUGAAGCAUUCGACACGUGAAUACAUCCCGUCUUGACAUCGCCUGGUGGGCUGCACAUUUGCACAGUCGGCCGCCGCAGCUAGCGUGUUUCCUUCGCUUCGCAUCUCUCUUCUGAAGAUCGAAAACUGCAAAAAUGUCAUCGGGACUGCCAGAGGAGAAUCCCAUCUACGGACCGUUCUUUGGUAUCAUAGGGGCAUCGUCAGCUAUGAUAUUUUCUGCGUUGGGGGCAGCCUAUGGCACCGCCAAGUCAGGCACGGGCAUAGCUUCAAUGGCAGUGAUGCGACCCGAGUUGAUCAUGAAAUCCAUCAUCCCCGUCGUCAUGGCGGGUAUCAUCGCCAUCUACGGGCUAGUCGUAGCCAUCCUGAUCGCCGGACAGAUCAAAGGGCCCAAAGAAUACUCUCUCUACAUGGGCUUCAAGCACAUGGGCGCCGGCCUCACGGUGGGCUUCAGCGGGCUGGCCGCUGGCUUCACCGUGGGCAUCGUGGGCGACGCGGGUGUGCGCGGCACAGCGCAGCAGCCGCGUCUCUUCAUCGGCAUGGUGCUCAUCCUCAUCUUCGCCGAGGUGCUGGGCCUCUACGGGCUAAUCGUCGCCAUCUUCAUGUACGCCAGCUAGCGCACCCACCGUGGCAGCCGCUCGCCCUGUCGACUGAGCAAGAAGUCCUCACAGGGCGUGUUCCCCUUUCCAGAUGAUAGGUAAAGGCCUCGCGGCCUCUUUUGUUGCUCUCUAGAACUGCAGUUCAGUAAAACACAGGACACUCAGGAAAAGGCUAGGAUAUGUGUGUCAGAAGUUUUUCCUCCACUGAAAAACAGGAAGAAGAGAGUUAUCAGGACUGGAUACAAGAGAAGGAAUACGCUGAUUCUGCAUCUCGUGAAUAUCAUUGGCAAAGGAGGGGAAUCUUCUCAGCACAUCACGGUUUUCAAGUUCUUUCUUUGUUUGUCUUUCUUGUAAUCCAACAUGAGGAGGUUCCAAGCUUGAAAAAGAAGCAGGCAUGGAAAUAAUGUAAGAUUUGGUUCUUUGUCUAUAAACUAUCCAACUACUUAAAUAUGAAAUCAUAAACCCUGAAUGGUCAUACAUGAACUGCUGUAUAACAUUCACAGUUUAUGCUUUCGUGUGUCACAAACGGGAAAGAAUACUCACCUACGCCGAUGAGAAAUAUUGUAAACGGUGCUUUUCAUACCCAUAACUUUUGAAUAAAAGUAAUUAAAUUUAA
Schistocerca nitens (vagrant locust) is the source of this 1271-nucleotide messenger RNA. Its product is annotated as V-type proton ATPase 16 kDa proteolipid subunit c-like. The transcript is spliced from 3 exons. The record is from RefSeq and is a predicted model, not a curated record. Bases 194 to 673 code for a protein of 159 amino acids. Gene Ontology annotation, biological process: proton transmembrane transport. Lineage: Eukaryota; Metazoa; Arthropoda; Insecta; Orthoptera; Acrididae. Gene Ontology annotation, cellular component: proton-transporting V-type ATPase, V0 domain. Gene Ontology annotation, molecular function: proton-transporting ATPase activity, rotational mechanism.